Molecule: messenger RNA, 834 nt
Organism: Ctenocephalides felis (cat flea)
Lineage: Eukaryota; Metazoa; Arthropoda; Insecta; Siphonaptera; Pulicidae
Product: ral GTPase-activating protein subunit beta-like
Exons: 4
Coding region: 178-834 (218 amino acids)
Biological process (GO): activation of GTPase activity
Molecular function (GO): GTPase activator activity
Source: RefSeq, a predicted model, not a curated record
UUGAUGUUUACUGUUUAUAAAAUAAAAAUACUACAGACAAAUGCACAUAUUUUUCACGAUCAUAACGUUUCAUAGAAGAUUGAAAUUUAAUAAAUAUACAAAUGCUAUGAAUCUUUUGAAACGUGUAUUGGAUCACAGUGUUAACAUAAAUCGUCAUCAUAUUAGAAAUUAAUCAAAAUGUAUUCAGAUUGGGCAUCAUUAUAUCCUGUGUUAACAGAGAAUAUUGAGGGCCAACAGGGAGGAAGUGUCCUGGAGAAAUUAUCUGGUGGUGCAGGGAGAGAUGUAGCUUUUGCUGUAGUCAAACAAAUAGCUGGAAAUCUAGGAAUUGCACAAGCCGCUGAGCCCAGUCCCUUAAUAAGUGAUCAAGAAGUUCAAUGGUGCAUGGAAGUGAUUUGCUUUGGCCUAUCACUACCGUUAUCAGAACAUGACACAAUAAGAGACUGUGUAAACAUUUACUGCGAAUGGCUAACCGCAUUGCAUCCAACUCCAAAAGUUAGUGUACCCAAGCCAAUUUGCAAGGACUCAAAUAUAUAUGCAAGAAAAAUGAUCAAACAUUUACAUAAUUUGUUUGUUCCUAGACAAGGAGAAGGAAGUGAUGUUAUAAACAGGCAAGCUGUACUUUGUCAUCGUGUGUUAAGAACUUUGCAGAACACUGCACAAGUUUCAAUCGAUUUGACAAGAGAAACUUGGGAAGCUUUAUUGCUGUUUUUGUUGGCAAUAAAUGAGAUUCUAUUAGCACCUCCAACAAUUAAAGAUGAUGUUGGAGAUCAACUAUGCGAGCGUGUGCUGAGUGUACUAUUUGAAGUUUGGCUUCUGGCUUGCGUAAGGUAUUGA